Molecule: messenger RNA, 1383 nt
Organism: Zingiber officinale
Lineage: Eukaryota; Viridiplantae; Streptophyta; Magnoliopsida; Zingiberales; Zingiberaceae
Product: rac-like GTP-binding protein 6
Exons: 6
Coding region: 274-981 (235 amino acids)
Biological process (GO): actin filament organization; regulation of actin cytoskeleton organization; cortical cytoskeleton organization
Cellular component (GO): cytoskeleton; cell projection; cell cortex
Molecular function (GO): GTP binding; GTPase activity; protein kinase binding
Source: RefSeq, a predicted model, not a curated record
GGGGUGCAGAGUGCAUUGAAUUGAGUCUUCCUAUGCGACCGCAUCGAUUUCUCCUCUUCUUCUUCCUCCUCCGAAGCCUGCGCUGCGCCCUCGCCUCUCCCUCUCUCUCUCCCCUCUCUCUCCCCUAUAUAUUCCUCUCGCUCGAUCGCCAAAAUGCAUCGCAUUUGUCGACUUCCUCUUGCGGCUUUCAGGUGCGUCGCGCUUGUUGAGGCUGCGAAGAGCCGCAGAAGCGAGAAAACGCGGUCUUCUUAGGGUUUCGAGGAGGAGGCGGAGAUGAGUGCCUCGAGGUUCAUCAAGUGCGUCACGGUGGGUGACGGCGCCGUCGGCAAGACCUGCAUGCUCAUAUCCUACACCAGCAACACAUUCCCCACGGAUUAUGUUCCGACUGUGUUCGACAAUUUCAGUGCGAAUGUGAUUGUUGAUGGGAACACAGUUAACUUGGGUCUCUGGGAUACUGCAGGUCAAGAGGAUUACAACAGACUCAGACCAUUGAGCUACCGAGGUGCCGACGUCUUUCUACUAGCUUUCUCUUUGAUAAGUAAAGCCAGUUACGAGAAUGUGGCCAAGAAGUGGAUUCCUGAACUGAAGCACUACGCCCCUGGUGUGCCAGUUAUUCUCGUCGGGUCAAAGCUCGAUCUCCGUGAUGAUAAACAGUUUUUCAUCGAUCACCCGGGUUCUCAACCGAUAACUACUGCUCAGGGGGAAGAGCUGAAGAGAACCAUCGAAGCCCCUGCCUAUAUCGAAUGCAGUUCCAAGACUCAACAAGUAUGUCGCAUCCACAAUGCUACAAACUUUCAGAUCGUAACAUCUUUACUUAUAAGUUUCCACUUUAUUGAAAAUAUGAUAUGCAGAAUAUUAAGGGUGUUUUCGAUAUGGCAAUCAAGGUGGUUCUUCAACCUCCAAAACAAAAGAAGAAUAAGGGGAAGGGGCUGUGUUCCAUUCUAUGAAUACGAAAUGGAUCACGGCCACCUUUCCUCAUAGUGUCUAGUUUGAUUUACAAAAUUGGUGUAUAUUCAACUAACAACAGCUACAGCAAUUCUUUUGUGAUCAUGGAAGCAAAAAGUCGCCCAGUAGCUAUCUCGACAUCUGAGGGUGUGGGGUGGAAAGAGCCAGUACCUGAUGAUGGUGCCCACCGUGAAGCUUGGCCUCAAACUUGAAGAAGCCCGGCGCAAAGCUCCUCUAGAAGAGGAACAACUCCUUCGAAGCACUGUGGGCAUUGCUUUCGCUCUCCUCGCACACAAAGCAAGAAUCAUACCAGUAGACCAAAUAGCCACCGCACGCUUACUAAAUCUGAAACACAUACAUUGAUGAAAGUACUGUCUUGAUUGUAGCUUUGUUAUCUUUAGUUAACUACAUGGGGAAUAAAGCUUGUGUUAUGAAAAA